AUCCACAUCUACCGCGUAGAGGCCGGUUAAGAUCACAGUUCAGACCUGAUAACCAACUCCGUCUUGAGGACAUAUGCAAUGCGCCUGGGCUUGAUCGUGGCAGGAUUAGCACUCAGAUGCAUACCUUCUUGGUCUAUGAGGCCAUUAGACACGUACACCAAGAAAAGGUCGAUGCGGCGUUCAAGAAAGAUCUAUCUUUGGUUCCCUGCUACCCGGAAAUUAAGCGAUUACAGGCGAAGGGAUAUGCCACCGAACUCCACCAUCUCCAGGCUGCUCCAUUUGACGAAGGAACAAUUGACGGAACAUAUCAAGUUCAUACUAAUAUAUGGCUUGACCGGCUCCGCUUCAAAAGCAAUCCUCCAAGUACCGACUUCGACGAGCGACUCUGGUUAGUCUGGAGCGACCAAAAAACAGCACAACAUAUUCGAAGCUUAAAAUCUGCUCAACGGAAUGCAACCUUACCCUUCGACCGGCGAGAAUGUAUGCUAGGUCCAUGCGCGCUUUUCCACGUCCUCCAGAACCUGGUCUUGACAAUUAUUCGAACACAUUUCGAAGGGGAAAAGGGCACGUCCGAUGCAACGCUUCUAUCAGACAUUCUCUAUUUGGGUCGGAAAGGAUACUCGCGUGAAUCCCCCAAAUUUUAUCUGUUUGAUCCGUUGCUAAAACAAUCGUUCUCGGCACGGAUUCUUAUGGUAUAGUAUCAUGUGCUUACCAAACGGGGCCAUUUACAGAGGGCAGGUAUGAACGUCACUAUUGGAAGUGAGGUUCUAGAUGCUGUCAUUGAAAGAUUAGGUCCGGUUGAGCUGGCCUCAUCUAUCCAAGAAGUCGUAACAUUGACUUUCUCUCACGAUGCGUGGACAGAGAACAGAUAUGGUGUCGAGUUUAAGAAUAUGAGCCG
This is a messenger RNA of Eremomyces bilateralis CBS 781.70, 898 nucleotides long. RefSeq lists its product as uncharacterized. Lineage: Eukaryota; Fungi; Ascomycota; Dothideomycetes; Eremomycetales; Eremomycetaceae. The transcript has a single exon. Bases 117 to 698 code for a protein of 193 amino acids. The record is from RefSeq and is a predicted model, not a curated record.